AAGCUGUUCGCGCCUCUGUGAAUGAGGUUUGUUGAUACCGGCUUGGGUGGUCCGACGUAUUAUAUAUAUGAAAAGGUACAGCGAACUACUAGAAGUGACCGCCUCAAUGAAACGGGGUAAUUUUGUUCUCUAGUAAUUUUGUGAUUUUCCUCUAAUGAAAAAGAGUGGCAUAUAUAUCAAACGUAAGCAGUGAAAAAAUACAAGAAAUUUGACGAAUGGUUUGUGUUAGGUACAUUAAAAGAAAGGCCGCGUACGAAGUGAUAAAAGCGGAGAAAUAAUUGAACAAAAAGACGCUUAUGAGCUAAAGGUCAAUUAAUCGCCUGAAUGGUUGAAGAAAAAGUCGCUGCCUCUUCCUUUGCUUUAAUCUAUGGAAUCGGACCAUUCGGAAAACUAUAAGUGGAGGAUAUCCAGUGACUGGCCUAGCGGAGGGCGGGAAUAUUGAGAGAGCGUCGGAGUACGCAAGGCAGUAGGCUUGGUGUUGGAGAAUGACGUUAGUGGUAGCGAACCACGUGUGGGGUCCCAACACAGCUUUUAUACACAUUGGUAAAUAUUUGUUCGAAGAAAAACUAUGAAGAUUUUCAGUAUUCGUUGACAUCCAGGGUUAUCAGCACCGGAGGAAAAUAUAACUUUUAUGAAUAUAAAUAUUUUCAUAAAUCAUUUGCAAAAAUAAUUCAUGGUUUACUCUAGAUAAGUAUGUAGAAGAGGAAGAUUUUUCGUAAAGAUAUGCACCUCUGAAUGAUAUUUCUCAAAUUGUCAAAGGAAAUGUCGCAUAUGUUCCAACGGAUAUCUCAGAAACUCCAAAGGAUGUUAAAGAUGAAUCGACAUUGGAAUUCGCUGAGGGCUAGUUGUUACAGUGGCUGAAUACACCGGUCUUUUAUAUCGUAAAAAAAAUUUUUUUAACAAAUGUAUUUCAAAAUGUGGAUGUGUACCUGUGAUAUGAAAAAGCUUGCCUUAUUUGUGCUUUUGGUACUAAACACUUUUGCUCUUGCAAGGAGGAAAAGAAACGACCCAGAAUUCUGGUACAACGACUGCGGGGCAGAGAACAGAUCAGUGAUAUUUAACAACUUGCUUUUAUUUCCAACACCCAUAAUUACUCCAGGGACUUUAUACAUCAGCAUGAAUGGAAACAUAACCCGAGAGCUGCCCAGGCGGCUAUCCAUUCAGCUUGUAGUAAAUAAAUAUUGGAUUGGAAUUCCAUUUAUGCUCCCAUGCUUUAAUAAUCAAAUUGGUUCCUGUUUAUAUGAAGAUAUCUGUGACAAUUUAGCAGCUUUUGAGCGAAGAAGACGCUGCCCUAAGAUGCUCCGAGACCAUCAAAUCCAAUGUUAUUGUCCAUUCCAUGCGGGAACGUUCAGUUUUAAAAAUCUCGCAAUCAAUAUUCCAAAAAUAGGAGGCUUUGCUGGGGCUUUUGUAAAAGUAAGAGGUGACUAUGGAGUGACUAUAAAAGUUCUUGAUGAAUCUAAGGCAGAACUUGGAUGUGUUGAAAUGAAACUCUCCUUGAAGAAGCGAAAUAAAGGAUGGCUUUUCCGAAUAUAGAAGACAGUGUGAUAUUAUUUAAAGAUACGGGUGCUAUCGGAGAAAAUCGAUGGGAAAUCCAUUUUUGUCCGCUUAUGAUAUUUUGGGUGAUCAGUGUAGAUGUCGCUGUAUGACGACUGAUGCUUCACGUGCUAGCGGUAUGUCGCAAAUUCGACAACAGACCGUUUUGUAUUCAAUGCUGCAGAAGCGCAUGCGUACAGAAUUAUGUAAAGUGUGUUCAUACAAGUUUCACGGGUAACAAUAUGGCGUUCAUUUUCGAAGUGUGUACUGUCAGACAAAGUUCCUGUAGCUUUACAUAAUUAAUCCAACUUACAGAGUAGAUCCUGCUGUUAUUUGUCACGUAGACUACCUCCUUUGCAAAGCUUUUGUCUUCUUAAAUGCAUGUAAAUCCAGUCAUUUAAAUGUUAUUCGUUCAUUGAUGUAUACAAUUUGUCAGAUACUGUUGUUUUUAUUAAAUUAAAUCUUGUACAUGGAU
Messenger RNA from Ostrea edulis (European flat oyster), 2008 nucleotides. RefSeq names its product ganglioside GM2 activator-like. Gene Ontology annotation, cellular component: cytoplasmic side of plasma membrane. Lineage: Eukaryota; Metazoa; Mollusca; Bivalvia; Ostreida; Ostreidae. The record is from RefSeq and is a predicted model, not a curated record. Gene Ontology annotation, biological process: ganglioside catabolic process; lipid transport. Gene Ontology annotation, molecular function: enzyme activator activity; lipid carrier activity. Bases 904 to 1533 code for a protein of 209 amino acids. The transcript has 4 exons.